CGGAGCGGGCGUCAUGCAGGAGGUGGAGUAGUUGCGAGGGGAGCAGAGGAGGAAGAUUUAUCAAUCGCAGCAAGCAGCUUGCCAUCGUUCUCUGCAAGUCAUACUUGCCGGAUGAAGCUGUCUCCUCGUCAGACUCUCUGAGCAUCACUACUCUCGUCUCCUUGUCGACGUACAGAUGGUGUACCGAAACUUUAAGGCGGAGAACUGUAUUUACGCGUUGGUUCUGGCAUUGCAAAUUGAGUUUUCUCAACCCUUCCAAACGAAUCUUGUGAUAUGCAAGAAAUUUCUCUCUCGCCCCCUUGGCUUGGGCAUAUCUGGCCUCUCGUCUCUUUCCAUCGCGUCUUCUCGGUCUAUCGCGUCGAUGACUCUAACUCAGACUGAAAGUUCGAUCCAAAAUGAAUUACUUCUAGCUUUGAGUCGAGAAACCAACUCGCUGCAAUCCACAAUGGCAUCACUAGAAGUGGAAAGGUCACAGGCUCUCAAAAGACUCGAAGAGAACAGCUUGAACGAGGAGCUUUUUCCACUCCCUUUAUCGCUGCUCAAGGAACAGUCCUUCCAAAUGUUGCAUACUUCGAAAGUACCGGGAGACAAUAUCAUGUUCAAUUUGGACGUGGAAUCAAUUGAUUUCGGAUGCACUGAAGUGGUGAUUGACGAAGUGAAUCAAGAAGAUUUGGCGCGUUUAAAACAUGAAGUGGAGAAGCUCACUGCACAACAUAGAUCAAACCUUGCUUGGAUCAGAUUUUUGCGAAGUACAGAGAGAAAGUCUCGAAGUCUAUGACGUCACGCGGAUCCUUUCAUUAAAGAUACACAAAAAGC
Guillardia theta CCMP2712 is the source of this 816-nucleotide messenger RNA. RefSeq lists its product as hypothetical. Bases 176 to 778 code for a protein of 200 amino acids. The record is from RefSeq and is a predicted model, not a curated record. Lineage: Eukaryota; Cryptophyceae; Pyrenomonadales; Geminigeraceae. The transcript is spliced from 6 exons.